Molecule: messenger RNA, 1956 nt
Organism: Lytechinus variegatus (green sea urchin)
Lineage: Eukaryota; Metazoa; Echinodermata; Echinoidea; Temnopleuroida; Toxopneustidae
Product: L-threonine 3-dehydrogenase-like
Exons: 7
Coding region: 138-1220 (360 amino acids)
Source: RefSeq, a predicted model, not a curated record
AGCAAUUAGGAAAUCACGGGGAUCAACAGAUUGCAAAGCCAAGUGGUACCGUACCGGUAUACCAUACAUGCACUGGAGUUUGGCAACUGUGUGAGCGUGAGCGGUAAGCUAACAUCCCGUACGCCAGACUUUCCCCGAUGAUGGCAGAUGGGGAGCCCGCUUGUCACCGAGUGGUGUUUCUUGGAGCUGGUAGGAGCCCGUCGAUCCUCACUGAAACUGUCUCUCUUCCCGAGUUAAAACCAGGAGAAAUUUUAGCCAAAGUGCGUCUUGCAACAAUAUGUUCCUCAGAUCUGCAUACCAUCCACGGGAAAAGAAAGGCGGAUAUCCCGUGUGCACUUGGCCAUGAAGGAGUGUUGGAGGUCGUUGCUCACAAGAGAGGUAGUGAAAGUAGGCUUGAAGUGGGACAGAGGAUAACUUUCACUGUCGUUGAUGUCUGUCAUAAUUGCAGGAGAUGCCAGGCUGGUCUUCCUCAAAAGUGUUUGUCAUUUUUCAAGUAUGGCCACAGUCAGAUCACCAGUCAAAGAAGUCUUAGCGGUUGCUAUGCAACCCACAUAGUCUUGCAUCCAGGCACCUGCAUUUUUCCAAUUCCUGAUCACAUCACGGACAAGAUGGCUGCUCCAAUAAACUGUUCCCUAGCUACCAUGGUGAAUGCUGUUUCAUCUUUCUCACACCGAGAUGCAAGCUCCCAGUCCGUCCUUUUACAGGGAGCGGGUCUACUAGGUGUGUAUGGAUGUGCUCUCCUUCACAGUCUUGGCUUCGGAAGGGUGUAUGUCAGUGAUGUCGAUGGGAAGAGACUGAGUACCAUUCCCCUGUUUGGAGGGACCCCCAUCGUAGCAGGAGAUGAAUCUGUAUGCUUCAAGGAGGAUGAACUGGAUAUUGUGAUAGAGGUAUGUGGAGUUAGUGGCAUCAUUAAAUCUGGUAUACAACUUCUCAAGCCAGGCGGAAUCUAUGUCCUAGUUGGACUUGUACAUCCAGACUCCUACAUGAAUAUAACAGCUGAAGCUAUUAUUAGAAAAUGCCUUACUAUAAAAGGUAUCCAUAACUAUGCCCCCGAGCACCUAGAAAAGGCAAUAGCAUUCAUGUCAAAGUUCAGCAGGAAGUACCCAUUUGAAGAGAUCGUUGGAGUCAUCUACCCGAUAUCUGAAUACGAGACUGCCUUCCAAAAAGCAAGAGAAGGGUCAUUCAGACGAGUGGGUUUGGACCCAAGUUUGCACUCAUAAUUGAGUCCUUCAUUAAAGGCCUAUGCUGGGUCAGUCAGAUGAGUGGUUUUGGACCCACAUUUACAUUCGUAACUUAAUCAGUCAUUAAAGGCUAAUGCUGGGUUAUUCAGACGAGUGGUUUUGGACCCAAGUUUACACUCAUGACUUGACCGUUCAUUGAAGGCUAAUGCUGGGUCAUUCAGACGAGUGGAUUUGGACCCAAGUUUACACUCGUAACUUAAUCAUUCAUUGAAGAAAUAGGCUUGGUCAUUUAGAUGUGUGGAUUUGGACCCAAGUUUACACUCAUGACUUGAUUGUUCAUUGAAGGCUAAUACUGGGUCAUUCAGACUAGUGGAUUUGGACCUAAGUUUGCACUCAUGACUUAAUCAUUCAUUGAAUAAAUAGGCUAGGUCAUUUAGAUGUGUGGAUUUGGACCCAAGUUUACUCCCAUCACUUGACUCUUCAUUGAAUGUCAAGACUAGGUCAUUCAGAUGAGUGGAUUGGAACCAAAGUUUACAAUCAUUUAAUAUCUGAAUGAAUUUUAUGCCUGGCUCAUUUGGACAAGUGAGUUUCAACCCAAGUUUAUGCUCAUAGUAUAAUUGUAAUCAUAGAAUAUGUGCCAGUUCAUGCAGAGUUUCAGACAAGUCAGUUUAGAGCCAAGCUUAUAAUCUUAACUUAGUCAAUGAAGCAAUUAAAAAAAAACCCUGCUUUUUUACCAACAAUUGUUUUGAUAGGAGAGUCUGCAAAAUUAAGGCAA